CUCUAUUACCAGUGUCGGAUAUCUCGUGCUCAACAUUGUCAAGAGUGAGAGUGAGCAGGCAGACUUCGUGGUCCAUAUAGACAACGACGACAUGGGAAAUGAACGAACCGCAAGGGGAGACCGAUCAGACUCAAGCAUAUGGCUAAUCUGCGUUUUAACAGCGGCCCUCAUCAUCACGGGUAUCUGCUGGAGGAUUCAUGUAUCACAGAUUCGUCAGGCUCAGAUCUGCUCGGACUCAAACAACACUCUGCUUUGGAGCACCUAUCCGGAAAUUUGCCACUUCUUUACCAGUAUCAGAGAGCAAUCCUGUUUGAAGGACUGGAUCUUUAACAAAGACAGGUGUUAUUACGUAUCCACAUUUAAAGCAUCUUUCGACAAAUCGAUGCAGGAAUGCUCAGGCCGGAAUUCAAGUCUUUUCGAAAUCAAUUCAGUGGAUGAAGUGAACGCUAUAUCCCACCUUCUUGUCGACCGAAAACGUGCAUACUGGAUUGGAAAAUGCGAAGACGGGGAAGCGGCCUCUGGUGUCCUGUAUCUCGUGACCAAUCGAACUACCGUCUGCACUCAUUGCAGACCGGACGGAGACAAAUACCCUUGCAAACGUAUUCGCAGUUUCGUCUGCGAGAAGUCGGCACCUUUGUACCCGGCGAUUCCUGAAAACAUCCAGGGACUCUGUCAACAGCCCGUGGGGGCAACAUGAAUGACGUGACUACCCCCUUUCUCUUUACCUCUUUUCCACUCUCCCUCCA
Molecule: messenger RNA, 746 nt
Organism: Hypanus sabinus (Atlantic stingray)
Lineage: Eukaryota; Metazoa; Chordata; Chondrichthyes; Myliobatiformes; Dasyatidae
Product: natural killer cells antigen CD94-like
Exons: 6
Coding region: 92-697 (201 amino acids)
Cellular component (GO): plasma membrane
Molecular function (GO): transmembrane signaling receptor activity
Source: RefSeq, a predicted model, not a curated record